Messenger RNA from Aspergillus viridinutans, 1617 nucleotides. RefSeq names its product carboxylesterase/lipase family protein. Lineage: Eukaryota; Fungi; Ascomycota; Eurotiomycetes; Eurotiales; Aspergillaceae. Bases 1 to 1617 code for a protein of 538 amino acids. The record is from RefSeq and is a predicted model, not a curated record. The transcript has a single exon.
AUGUCCGACUCCCAGGAUCACAAGCACACGCAAUGUGCUCCAAUCACGGUUGAGUCCGGGUUAUUAUCCGGACUCCAUUUCCCAAACAACACAAGAGCUUUCCUGGGAAUUCCUUACGCAGCACCUCCGGUAGGGGACCUGCGGUGGCGACCACCACAACGCCCCCUACCAUGGACAGGCGUGCGGUCAGCUGUUCGAUUCGGACCCUGCAGUAUCCAGUUCCCGCCGCCGGCCACCUCCUUGUACUUCGGCGGGGAAACCGAGUUCAGCGAGGACUGUCUGUACCUGAACGUGUACACCGGCCCUGAAGGCGCUGAGAACAGGCCCGUUCUUGUCUGGUUCCAUUUUGGCGCCUUUCAGUUCGGGUCUGCCUCCAACCCCAUGUACGAUGGGACAAAGCUCGCUGCCGAAGGGAUCACGGUUGUCACUGUGAAUUACCGUCUAGGCCGAUUCGGAUUUCUCGCCCAUCCCCAGCUGAGCGCCGAGUCAGGUUACCAGGGAUCGGGGAAUUACGGAAUCCUGGACCAGAUCGCGGCGCUUGAGUGGGUACAACGGAAUAUCAGGCGAUUCGGGGGAGACCCCGGGAAUGUGACCAUAGGAGGAGCUUCGGCUGGGGGUGGCAGCGUCCACAUCCUUCGCUCCUCCCCGCUGGCCAAGAAGCUGUUUUCCAAGGCCAUUUGCGAGAGCGGGCCGGGCGUGGCACCGACGAUUGAUGGCCAUGGUCACAUUGCCACUUUCACGACUCUGGCUGCAGCAGAGGAGGCGGGGGCCGAGCUGCUAGAUCUCCUCGGGGUCGCAUCCAUCGCUGAACUACGCACCCUGCCUGCCCAGAAACUUAUGAUGGCACACUUGCCUCGUACUCAGGGGCCUUGGAAAGCCGAUCUGUGGCCGGGUUCCACCAGUCUGAGUGUGUUUGACACAUCGAAUCCUGUCAUCGACGGCCAUGUCCUUCCUGAAUCGCCCCUGACGGCAUUCCUAUCGUGCAAGGCAGUUGACGUGCCGAUGCUGGCCGGCAACGUCGGCAACGAAGCAUCUGGGAUGCCGCAUCUUGAUACACUGGCAAAUUACCAUGCUUUUGUGAAUGAAACUUUCGGAGACCACGCGGAAGAAGUGCUCCGUCUGUAUCCGGCGAACACUGACUCGGAAGUUCGGACUGCAACAUCGCAGCUCCUUGCUGACCAAGUCUUUGUCUGGCCAACGUGGACUUCCGCACGACUGCAAGCCGGGAAGUUGAAGUCGUCCGUGUGGUACUACCGAUUUCUGCGUGCGCCACCCAUUCCCCCGGACUCGGACGUGAUUGAGAAACGGUUUGCGGGCUCCUUUCACGGGGCGGGUGUCCCAUACGCGUUUGGCACCCUUGAUUCAUGGCAGUGGGACUGGACCAACGCUGACAGGGGGCUGUCGAGGAAUAUGUUGGAUGCUUGGGUACGAUUUAUGCGAACCGGGAGUCCGGAUGAUGCCCAGGAGCACGGAGAUAAUUGGCCUGCUUUCAGCCCAGGUUGUGAUCUGAUUAAGAUUUGGGAUGUUGAGCCACGGUUGGAGACUCCGGGAUCACAAUUCGUGGAGGUGAUGAAGUUUUGGGAUGGGUACUAUGGCGUCAACGAGUUCACUACAUAA